Molecule: messenger RNA, 2134 nt
Organism: Pundamilia nyererei
Lineage: Eukaryota; Metazoa; Chordata; Actinopteri; Cichliformes; Cichlidae
Gene: arfip1
Product: ADP-ribosylation factor interacting protein 1 (arfaptin 1)
Exons: 9
Coding region: 300-1607 (435 amino acids)
Biological process (GO): regulation of Arp2/3 complex-mediated actin nucleation; intracellular protein transport
Cellular component (GO): trans-Golgi network membrane
Molecular function (GO): protein domain specific binding; phospholipid binding
Source: RefSeq, a predicted model, not a curated record
AACACAUUUUAACAGCAGGGGGAGAGCGCAUCCCGCAAAUGAUGUAGUUUGCUUCAGCUGACAGCAGAGGCCCAGCAGAGUGGAACAGUCUUUCCGGGCAGUCAAACAGCGAGUCUGGCGUCUUUGCCGAGAGCGAAAGACAGCCGAUGAUAAACUGCUAGUACAUCUAUAUGCACCGUCUGCGUUAACAGCCCUUUGCGCUAAAACAUCCAGUGCGGCCCGGUGCUGAGGAUUUCAAUAAGCAUCUACAACGGCUAACGGGGCACAGCUAAAACAGUUAGCCGCAUCCGCACACAGGUAUGUCUGAAGUUAGUCUUGAGGCAGAGUCGGGGAAGACCUCAUCCGAGGAGCCUCAGAUGGAUUGUGAGGAGGAUGGCAAAGCAGAGGAGAGUUUGAGCAAGGAGUUAAAGCAGGAGAGCGUAGACAGCAGCAGUGUCAGGGAGGACGAUGUGAUGUACGACAUUGACAUUAACAGUGAUGAAGAGAAUGCAGAAAGCAGUAACAGGAAGGGACAGAAGCCGCAUGAUGAGGGCAUUCAGAGCGAGACUUUGGCGUCUGGUCGUGUAGCCGAUAGGGGACACGAGACGAAACGCAGCAUUGAAACGGCUGAAACACCACAGGAAAGCGGAGAUACUCACACUGAAACAAAGGAGAGCACAAUGGCCGAGGAGUCCCACAGAAGCACAGCGGCGGAGAUCCCCGUCACCAGCAAUGGAGAACUAGAGCAGAGCCCCGAGUCUGUAUUCAGCAGGGACUCUUAUCCCAGUGGCCCAGGGGCCAUAAACCUUUCAGAGACUUGUGUCACAUCAAGCAACUUUGCCUCAACCACAGAGGGCAUCAUUGAAUCAGGAGCAUACAAAGGGUCAGCAAGCCUGCCCACAUCUCCCGUGUCACCUGUAGCUCCCAGCUCGGCUGUUGCCAGCCGCCUGGCGCGCUCUUCCAGCGAUAGUCAGGCUGAGAAAGGCUCGAUGACAGCACAGCCAAAGAGCGGAGCGGUGGUGCUUUCAGAAGACUUAAAGAAUCCAGCGAUGGAAAAACUGGACUUAGUGAGGAAGUGGAGCAUCAACACAUAUAAAUUUGGUGCAAUAAACACAAAUAAUUGUGCCUGUUCUUUUCAGGAGGAGUUUGGAUACAACGCUGAAACCCAAAAGCUGUUGUCCAAAAACGGAGAGACGCUGCUGGCUGCCAUCAACUUCUUCAUCUCCAGUGUGAACACGCUCGUGGACAAAACAAUCGAAGACACCAUGAUCAAUAUCAAACAGUAUGAAGCUGCAAGGGUUGAGUAUGAUGCAUACCGUACAGAUCUGGAGGAGCUGAAUCUGGGGCCGCGUGACGCCAACACCGUGCCGAAGAUCGAGGUGUCUCAGCAGCAGUUCCAGACCUACCGCGAGAAAUACGAGAGGAUGCGAAACGACGUCUCCGUUAAGCUGAAGUUCCUGGAGGAGAACAAGGUGAAAGUUCUGCAUAAUCAGCUCAUCCUGUUCCACAAUGCCAUCGCUGCAUACUAUGCUGGAAAUCAACAGCAGCUGGAACAGACACUCAAGCAGUUCCACAUCAAGUUGAAAAUGCCAGGCGAGGACAGUCCAUCUUGGCUGGAAGAGCACUAAUCAUUCCUUUUCGGCUACAUUUGACAGGACAUGUCAAAUUUACAGAGAAACUACAGGAGCUUUCUUCCCUCUUUAAUGCUAUUCUCGCUGCUUUUCGAACUUUGAGAACUGUAAAUGAAAAUAAUGCAAAAACGGAAAAAAAAAACCUCCCACAUUCCAUUUGUCUUUGUUAAAUCGUUUUCCUUCUUCUUGGUUAUUUCACAUCAUUGAAACACGCACUUUUGCACUGUUUGACAGAUGUGUCAAACAGCUGUUGCUGCAGUAAACGCGUUUGGAAACUCUACAUGGCCUUUUGUAUUCCAGCGUAUGAUUGUUGUAUCCCAGCACAGUGGACAUGUUGGCUUUGUAAAGUGGGGCAGCUAUGGGAUCAAAACAACUGCCGUUUUACUCACAUUCUUUAUACUGCUCUUAUCAGCCGAUGAAUGCUUUGCAAAAGAUAAGCAGGAAGCUUUUUUUUUUUUUAAAUGCAAAUCCUUUAAUGAAUUGAUCAAUUUUACCCACAAACUCUGAUUAAAGUGGUAGUUUGA